Messenger RNA from Dichotomopilus funicola, 2307 nucleotides. RefSeq lists its product as uncharacterized. The coding region runs from base 1 to 2307 and encodes 768 amino acids. Gene Ontology annotation, molecular function: protein binding. The transcript has 2 exons. Lineage: Eukaryota; Fungi; Ascomycota; Sordariomycetes; Sordariales; Chaetomiaceae. The record is from RefSeq and is a predicted model, not a curated record.
AUGCAACCCACCCCCAGGACGCGGCGCACGGCGCAGAACACCCAGCACACAUAUUCGUUCGAUGGCCGGAUACACGAUGUCAAAACUUACCCAGUUCAGUCGCCACAGGGCGCAACUAUCCUCAUCUAUGGGCACGAAAACGGGGUCACCAUCGUUUGGCGCGGCGGCCAGAGGCUGAAGCCGCCAAAACAAACCACCAGCGAAAAGCGGAACGGGGCCAAGUCAGACGAUGCAGUCAUGAUCAUUGAUUCGGACGAUGAAGCGCCCAGCAUCCCAGCUUUCGUCGACAAGCCAGAGUUCCACGACGUCGCAGCGACAGACGCCUCAACUCCCGAAAUUACCCAAACUCUCGAUCUUGGGUUUGGGACCGCAGUGCUCAAUGUCGCCGUUUUGCCAAUGCCGUCGAGUAUCGCCGAAGAAGCCGCCUGGAACGGGGCCAACAUUCUGAAGAGCAAGCUCGUCUUCGCAAUUACCUGCGCCACUACCGAUGUCUAUCUCGUCACGCUCCCUUUAACCCCCCCGUCGCACGAGAGCAAGGCGCGGCCCGAACUCCGCAAGAGCUUGCUGGCGGGGAACGCUGGAACAGGUGUCUGGGGUGAAACCAUGACCUUGCUGGCCGGCCAAAGCCGCCGUUCCGGAGGACUUGCUCUCACACUAGUCAAGCCAAAGCAGGGUUCGCGGAGCAGAUCAGUUGACCGCGCAGCAGCAAAGGCGACGCCGGUUUCCCGCGCAAUCGUCGCGGCUCAUACCCCAGAAUCGAGCGGCAUACUACGUCUUUGGGACGUAACGCUGGAUGUAAAACCUGGUGUCAUAGCUCGCGUCGAGCCGUUCCAAACCGAAUUUCUCCCUUCUCCGAUCACCGGCCUUGCCUUCAACCCAACACAUACAACGCAACUCCUCACAACCACCUUCUCCCAGGCAGUUCGCAUCUACGAUUAUGCCACCGCGGCACUUCCCUCAGAUGACGCAUCAGAAGGCCCUUUUCCGACCCAGGGUUCCUGGCUUCUGUCCCUCUAUGCUCCCUUCGCCAGAGGACCUUCCACGUCGACCACACGAAAACCGGUGGUUGGUGCUGAGUGGAUUGCUCACGGCCGUGCCGUUCUGGCCCUUCUAGCCGACGGUCAGUGGGGUAUUUGGGAUAUUGACGGUGCGAGCCCAUCAGCCGGUGGUUCUGGAGGACUCUUCAGCAAAGCUAGCGCGGCCCUUCAUGGCUCCGCCAUCACAAAUUUCUGUGUCUCCGGCCAACUAGAAGGAACCAGCCCGCUCCGUGCGCCCGGAACACAAAAGUCAUCCGCUACGCCAGGGUCAGCCGGCGAGUUCGUCCCCAUGACCCCCCACACAAGGCGCGACGCCAUUGCCUCCGUGACCACGGGUGGCUACGAGAGGCUCGCGGCUGCGCGAGGCGGAGUCACCGUCACCCAGCUGCCCUCAGAAGGCGCUGGUCUGAGCGAAGAGAGCGCCGUGCUCUGGCUUGGCGGUGUCAACCCUAUCGUCUCCGUCAUCCCUAUCAUCUCCCGCUUCUGGGACUCCCAACUUCGCCGCGCUGUCGGCGGUGGAGUCAACCUCUGGAGCGGCGCACAACCUACCCGCAUGCUCCGCUUUACAGACCUUACCGCCGGGCUCCUCGGCGAGCGGUGUACAGGCGCGGCCGCCAUUCCUAAGCCGAGUCGCACCCCUACCGCUACCAACGGCUCCGCAUCAAAGGAGGGCACCCCGAACCACACGGAAGGCCUGCCCAUCGAAGUUCUGCUCCGGGGCGAAAGCCGCCUCGUGGUUGUCCACGAGAACGAAGACGCAGAUACCACCUCGCUAACCAGCCGUCUUCUCAGUGCCCGUAGGAAACCACGCAGCGGAGAAGCCGGUCCGACGCGCGCCAUCCUAGCUUACCCACCACCUGGCCAGCAAGAGAGCGCCAACGUCUCCUUCAACCUCAGCUUUGCUUCGCGCCCCGGCAGGACAGUAGGCGGGGGCAGCGGGCUCUUCCGCGACCGACCACGGGUGAUCGGGUCGAAUAAGGGAUCGUUUGAUCAUUCCAUGGACGUGGUGCUACCGUCAACCGAGCUAGGUCAGGAAGAUGAUGAGGUCGGGGUGGCGGGUGGUUUGGACACCGCGCCGUCGAGCCAACAGGGGCUGAUGUUUAUCAACGAUCUCAACUAUGCGGCUGAUCAACCGGACGACGAGUUCGAGGUCGAAGGACGAGAUAUCGAACAGGAGUUGAUGGAUAUCAUGGAGAUUGACCGCGAGUUGGAGCAACUGGAGCAUGAACGGCAAAGUGGAGGGAAAAGAGUGUUUUUCGAGGAGAGCUAA